AUGAGAAGAGAUCACGGGACCGAACGAGAAGAACAAGACGACAGACUUCCUUCAUUGAACGUCAAUCUUGCAGACAACAGAGCAGGACUGGAUCGGUCUGAGGAGACGCAAAGAUAUGAAGAGGACAAGCCGUCUAAGAUCAACGAAGCUGACUCCGCAGAAGCACCAGUCUACUAUCACGAGAGUAGAGAUUUGUUUGCCGAAGACAUCGAGCAACACCUGGCGGUGUUACCAGAGAUGUCCACUGCGACGGAAGAAGUGACAAUUAAAGACAUUCAGAUUGGCGAUCCGGAUGUUCCUCACACCGAAGAUCAACAAAGACUCAGAUCGCUGAUUUGGAAGAUCCGUCACCUUCUUAUGGGGAAGGGCAGCGCUCUAAUACCAGCUACACGAGGGGCGAUUUGUGAUAUCGAUGUCGGUGGAGCCGCACCAAUUGCGCAAAGAGUCCGUCCGGUCGCACCCGAAUAUCGGGAGAAGCUGUCAGAUCUCAUCAAAGGAAUGUCAGCAGCCAAGACCGUUCAGCCAUCCACGUCACCUUGGGCGUCUCCGAUAGUGGUGAUCAUCAAGAAGAACGGAGUGGAUAUUCGCCUUUGCAUUGCUUAUCGAAGAGUGAACCAGCUGACGCGCCUGAUGGUUUAUCCCAUGCCGUUGAUCAGCGAUCUGCUGGAAUAUCUGGAUAAAGCUCUAUGGUACUGCUCGCUAGACAUGGCUAGUGGAUCCUGGGUCGUCGAAAUGACUGAACGAGCAAAACUGAUCCCAGCGUUUGUCACGCCGUUUGGCUUGUUCGAGUGGCUGCGAAUGCCUUUUAGGCUUAAGAACGUGCCCCAGAUCUACCAACGUCUGGUUGACAAUACUCUGUAUGGAUAUCUCAAGAUCGGCCAGAGAUCAUCUUCUGAUGGCCCGAUCGACUUGUUCAAAGAUGGAGAACCUGAGACAGAUCGACGACCCUCUUUACUGGGACGCCGAUCUUACAUUAACGAUAUUCUCAUACCAGCCACGUCAUGGGAAUCUUUGUACACAAAAGUAUAA
Messenger RNA from Peronospora matthiolae, 1029 nucleotides. The record is from the annotation of a GenBank genome assembly. NCBI's taxonomy places the organism in Eukaryota, Oomycota, Peronosporomycetes, Peronosporales, Peronosporaceae.